AUUCUCUCUCUCUCUCUCUCUCUCUCUCUCUCUCUCUCUCUCUCUCUCAUUGGCAAAAACAAGGAAGAGGAGAUGGGCAGCAGUUAUUUUGGGGGGACAAAUCCAGGAAAUGAAAGAUCAUCAUCAAGAAAAGGGAAGAAGAGUAAUAGUAAUGCAGAGUACAAUAAUAAGCCCAAGCAGCCACAGAGAGGACUUGGUGUUGCUCAAUUGGAGCAGAUCAGACUUCAUGCCCAAUUGGCUUCUGCUUACCCAACUCCUACUCUUACCCAGGAGGAUGAGAGAAUGCAAACAGGCUAUCCCAUGUAUACAUCAUCAUCUUCAUCUUCUUAUGGGUUUCAUGUCCCCCAAAACAUCAUGGGAGGUUUGGCUCAAUUAGAAGGAACUACUACUAGAUAUGGCGAUUCCCAGCCUAGCACCACACCAAGAUGGAAACCGACCAGCUAUGGCAUUUUAGACACCCAACAAUCUGCACAACCCAGCAUCGCAAGACAUUUUUUGAACCCACAAGCCGAGGAUUUAGUGCAAAAGAGGAGAAACAAAGGCUGGAGUGAUUCGAUUGACGCCAGCAGUCAGAAUUCCCAAACAAUUGACGAUCAAGAACUAGAUUUGGAGCUUAGACUUUAGCCUGCAAUUUUUUUUGCAACUCAAUGGAUGAAUUCUCUUUCUUUUGUUUUUUUUCUUCUUUUUAGUUCGUUAAUUAUCUUUACGUUAAAUUGAUAAAUCCAACACAAUAAAAGUUGGAUCUUGAUCAGUUGUACAAGGUGAGCCAUUUGAUGGACUCGCGUCGUCGUGCCGAAGUUUAAUUUUUGAUGGCUCCCUUGUGUAAUGAGAAUUAGAUGUAAUUCCGACGCACGAAUGAAAUUUUCCUUGCAACUCUUU
Molecule: messenger RNA, 879 nt
Organism: Rhododendron vialii
Lineage: Eukaryota; Viridiplantae; Streptophyta; Magnoliopsida; Ericales; Ericaceae
Product: protein SPEAR3-like
Exons: 5
Coding region: 73-624 (183 amino acids)
Molecular function (GO): DNA-binding transcription factor activity
Source: RefSeq, a predicted model, not a curated record